AUGCAAACAACAACAACGAAGAAGAGGACUGCGGCGCCAUGGUGCCGGAGUACGUGGCGCGUCACCACGCGCGGGCGCUGGGCCCCAACCAGUGCUGCUCCGCGGUGGUGCGGCGCAUCGACGCGCCCGUGUCCACCGUGUGGUCGGUGGUGCGGCGGUUCGACAACCCGCAGGCGUACAAGCACUUCCUCAAGAGCUGCCACCUCAUCCGCGGCGACGGCGACGUGGGCACGCUCCGUGAGGUGCGCGUGGUGUCGGGCCUCCCCGCGGGGAAGAGCACCGAGCGCCUCGAGAUCCUCGACGACGAGCGCCACGUCAUCAGCUUCAGCGUCGUGGGCGGGGACCACCGCCUCCACAACUACCGCUCCGUCACCACCCUCCACCCCGCGGCGGCGGGGACGGUGGUGGUGGAGUCGUACGUCGUCGACAUACCGGCCGGGAACACCAAGGAGGACACGUGUAGCUUCGUCGACACCAUCGUGCGGUGCAACUUGCAGUCGUUGGCUCAGAUCGCCGAGAACAUGGUGGCGGCGGCGGCGGCCGGGGAAAACGAUGUUAAUUAAUAACCCUCCUCCAGCUUCCUCGUAA
Linum tenue is the source of this 588-nucleotide messenger RNA. Lineage: Eukaryota; Viridiplantae; Streptophyta; Magnoliopsida; Malpighiales; Linaceae. The record is from the annotation of a GenBank genome assembly.